Pseudomyrmex gracilis is the source of this 7622-nucleotide messenger RNA. It is a transcript of the gene Prp8, whose product is annotated as pre-mRNA-processing-splicing factor 8. Lineage: Eukaryota; Metazoa; Arthropoda; Insecta; Hymenoptera; Formicidae. Gene Ontology annotation, molecular function: protein binding; pre-mRNA intronic binding; U1 snRNA binding. The transcript has 9 exons. Gene Ontology annotation, cellular component: catalytic step 2 spliceosome; U5 snRNP. Gene Ontology annotation, biological process: mRNA splicing, via spliceosome; spliceosomal tri-snRNP complex assembly. The record is from RefSeq and is a predicted model, not a curated record.
GGAGCGGUUCAUCUUAGUCUUAUACCAUACACCAAACCAAACCUUUUAUCUGUGACUUUGUGUCUGUUGUGUGAAGUAUAUGUAGCUCACAUAACCAUGUCUAUCCCACCAUAUCUGCUGGGCCCUAAUCCAUGGGCCACUAUGAUGGCCCAACAACAAGUCCAGCUAGCAGCUGCCCAAGCACAUGCUGCACAAGCUGCAGCUCAUGCACAAGCAGCUCAUCAUGCUCAUAUGCAAGCAAUGGCUGGACCACCAUUGCCUCAGAUGCCCAAACAGCCUGAAGUCUUAUCUGAGGACAAACUUCAGGAGAAAGCACAAAAAUGGCAGCAGUUGCAAUCAAAGCGAUUUGCGGAGAAAAGAAAGUUUGGUUUUGUAGAUGCUCAAAAAGAAGAUAUGCCAGCUGAACAUAUAAGAAAGAUUAUUAGAGAUCAUGGUGAUAUGAGCAGUAGAAAAUAUCGGCAUGACAAACGUGUUUAUUUAGGAGCAUUAAAGUACAUGCCACAUGCAGUUAUGAAAUUGUUGGAAAACAUGCCUAUGCCAUGGGAACAAAUAAGAGAUGUGAAGGUCUUGUAUCAUAUUACAGGAGCUAUUACAUUUGUCAAUGAAAUUCCAUGGGUUAUAGAACCUGUAUACAUAGCACAAUGGGGCACAAUGUGGAUUAUGAUGAGACGGGAAAAAAGAGAUCGUAGGCACUUCAAGAGAAUGAGGUUCCCACCUUUUGAUGAUGAAGAGCCUCCUCUAGAUUAUGCGGAUAACGUUUUGGAUGUUGAGCCUUUAGAAGCCAUACAAAUUGAACUCGAUUCAGAAGAAGAUGAAUCGGUUGCAUCAUGGUUUUAUGAACAUAAGCCAUUGGUUGGUACUAAACAUGUUAAUGGAUCUACAUAUCGGAAAUGGAACCUGACGUUGCCACAGAUGGCCACUCUGUAUCGAUUAGCUAACCAAUUGUUAACUGAUUUGGUGGAUCAGAAUUUCUUUUAUCUCUUUGAUCUUAAAUCAUUCUUUACUGCAAAAGCUUUAAAUAUGGCUAUUCCCGGAGGACCAAAAUUUGAACCAUUAGUGAAAGAUUCAAAUACUGCUGAUGAAGAUUGGAAUGAAUUCAAUGAUAUAAAUAAGAUUAUUAUCAGGCAGCCGAUUAGAACAGAAUACAGAAUUGCAUUUCCUUAUUUGUACAAUAAUAUGCCUCAUUUUGUGCAUCUUUCAUGGUAUCAUGCACCAAACGUUGUGUACAUAAAAACCGAAGAUCCAGAUUUGCCUGCGUUCUAUUUCGAUCCGUUAAUUAAUCCAAUUUCUCACAGAAAUUCGUUGAAAACAAUAGAGCCGCAAAUCGAUGAUGACGAAGAUUUUGUUCUGCCUGGUGAAGUGCAACCGUUUUUACAAGAAAUACCCCUUUAUACAGAUAAUACAGCAAAUGGAAUAGCUCUUUUAUGGGCACCAAGGCCAUUUAACACCCGUUCGGGAAGAACAAGAAGAGCCAUAGACAUUCCGCUGGUUAAAUCAUGGUAUAGAGAACAUUGUCCGCCUGGUCAGCCUGUAAAAGUACGAGUUAGUUAUCAAAAGCUAUUGAAAUACUUCGUGCUAAAUGCAUUGAAGCAUAGACCACCGAAACCGCAGAAGAAACGCUAUCUUUUCCGUUCCUUCAAAUCGACCAAGUUUUUCCAGACAACAACGAUCGACUGGGUGGAGGCCGGUUUGCAAGUAUGCCGUCAAGGAUACAAUAUGUUAAACUUACUGAUACACCGAAAAAAUCUAAACUAUCUUCAUUUGGACUACAAUUUCAACUUGAAACCUGUCAAGACGCUUACAACAAAAGAAAGGAAAAAAUCGCGGUUUGGCAAUGCUUUCCACUUGUGCCGAGAAAUUCUUCGUCUAACCAAACUCAUAAUCGAUUCUCACGUUCAAUAUCGAUUGAAUAACGUAGACGCAUUUCAACUUGCUGAUGGAUUGCAAUAUAUCUUUGCGCACGUUGGUCAGUUAACUGGCAUGUAUCGAUACAAGUAUAAACUAAUGCGGCAAAUCAGAAUGUGCAAAGACUUGAAACAUUUGAUUUAUUAUCGUUUUAAUACCGGUCCAGUUGGUAAAGGACCCGGAUGUGGAUUUUGGGCGCCCGGUUGGCGUGUCUGGUUGUUCUUCAUGAGAGGUAUCACUCCUCUUCUGGAAAGAUGGCUAGGUAAUUUGUUGUCAAGACAGUUCGAAGGUCGUCACUCAAAGGGAGUUGCGAAAACUGUCACAAAACAACGAGUCGAGUCACAUUUCGAUCUUGAAUUACGAGCGUCUGUCAUGCAUGACAUAGUAGACAUGAUGCCCGAAGGAAUAAAGCAAAACAAAGCACGGACGAUUCUUCAACAUUUAAGUGAAGCCUGGCGCUGCUGGAAGGCAAAUAUCCCAUGGAAAGUACCGGGUUUGCCGAUUCCUAUUGAGAAUAUGAUAUUACGUUAUGUCAAAAUGAAAGCCGACUGGUGGACCAACACAGCUCAUUACAAUCGAGAGAGAAUUCGACGUGGUGCGACAGUAGACAAGACUGUCUGCAAAAAGAACCUCGGUCGCUUGACACGUCUUUAUUUGAAGGCCGAACAGGAACGACAACACAAUUACUUGAAAGAUGGUCCGUAUAUAUCGCCCGAAGAAGCUGUGGCUAUAUUUACCACUUCGGUACAUUGGUUAGAGUCGCGAAGAUUUGCACCAAUACCGUUUCCACCUUUAUCUUACAAACACGAUACAAAACUAUUAAUAUUGGCUCUGGAACGUUUGAAGGAAGCUUACAGUGUUAAAUCCAGACUAAAUCAAAGUCAACGAGAAGAAUUGGGUUUGAUAGAACAAGCAUAUGACAAUCCACACGAGGCAUUGUCGAGAAUCAAGCGACAUUUGCUCACGCAGAGAGCUGUCAAGGAAGUCGUUAUUGAAUUUAUAGAUCUCUACAGUCAUUUGAUUUCUGUAUACGACGUAGAACCGCUCGAGAAGAUUACAGAUGCCUACUUGGAUCAGUAUUUGUGGUACGAGGCGGACAAGAGACGACUCUUCCCGCCUUGGGUGAAACCGGCUGAUACAGAACCGCCGCCGCUCCUUGUUUACAAGUGGUGUCAAGGUAUCAACAAUCUUCAAGAUGUAUGGGAGGUCAAUGAGGGCGAGUGCAACGUGUUGCUUGAAUCCAAGUUCGAGAAGCUGUACGAAAAGAUCGAUCUUACGCUACUCAAUAGAUUGUUGCGACUAAUAGUCGACCAUAACAUCGCCGAUUAUAUGACGGCAAAGAACAAUGUUGUCAUUAAUUACAAGGAUAUGAAUCACACUAACAGCUAUGGGAUUAUCAGAGGUCUGCAGUUUGCGUCCUUUAUCGCUUAGUAUUACGAACUAGUGUUGGAUCUACUGGUACUGGGUCUGCAGCGAGCCAGCGAAAUGGCCGGUCCGCCGCAAAUGCCGAAUGACUUCUUAACUUUUCAAGAUGUUGCUUCCGAAACAGCGCAUCCUAUUCGAUUAUAUUGUCGCUAUGUCGAUCGAAUACAUUUGUUUCUGCGCUUUUCCGCUGACGAGGCAAGAGACCUUAUUCAGCGAUAUCUUACCGAACAUCCCGAUCCGAACAAUGAAAACAUUGUCGGCUACAACAAUAAGAAAUGCUGGCCGCGAGAUGCUCGGAUGAGACUGAUGAAGCAUGAUGUUAAUCUAGGCCGCGCUGUUUUCUGGGAUAUAAAAAAUCGUUUGCCACGUUCCACUACUACUAUUCAAUGGGAGAAUAGUUUCGUCAGCGUCUACAGCAAAGAUAAUCCCAAUUUGCUCUUUAAUAUGAGCGGAUUUGAAUGCAGAAUUUUGCCCAAGUGUAGAACGACUCAUGAGGAGUUUACGCACCGUGAUGGCGUCUGGAAUCUUCAGAACGAGAUUACGAAAGAAAGAACUGCGCAAUGCUUUUUGCGCGUCGAUGACGAGAGCUUGCAACGUUUUCACAAUCGUGUCAGACAAAUUUUGAUGGCCUCGGGUUCAACUACGUUUACAAAAAUUGUCAAUAAAUGGAAUACCGCGUUAAUCGGUCUGAUGACUUACUUCAGAGAAGCUGUAGUAAAUACGCAAGAAUUAUUGGAUCUGUUAGUCAAAUGCGAGAACAAGAUUCAGACACGUAUCAAGAUUGGACUCAACUCCAAAAUGCCUUCGCGCUUCCCGCCUGUCGUUUUUUAUACUCCUAAAGAAUUGGGAGGUUUGGGAAUGUUAUCGAUGGGUCAUGUAUUGAUACCGCAAUCGGACUUGAGAUGGUCGAAGCAAACUGACGUAGGCAUAACACAUUUUCGUUCGGGUAUGAGUCACGAUGAAGACCAAUUAAUUCCGAAUUUAUAUCGAUAUAUACAACCUUGGGAGUCAGAAUUUAUUGACUCUCAGCGCGUCUGGGCGGAGUAUGCAUUGAAGAGACAAGAAGCCAACGCUCAGAAUCGUAGACUUACUUUGGAAGAUCUCGAGGAUAGUUGGGAUCGCGGCAUUCCUAGGAUCAAUACUCUGUUCCAGAAGGAUCGACACACACUGGCGUACGACAAAGGCUGGCGCAUUCGCACAGAAUUCAAGCAAUACCAAGUGCUAAAGCAGAAUCCGUUUUGGUGGACUCAUCAGCGUCACGAUGGCAAACUAUGGAAUUUGAACAACUAUCGAACCGAUAUGAUUCAGGCGCUCGGUGGUGUCGAAGGAAUCCUCGAGCAUACUCUUUUCAAAGGUACUUACUUCCCGACAUGGGAAGGUCUCUUCUGGGAAAAAGCUUCCGGUUUCGAGGAAUCGAUGAAAUAUAAAAAGCUGACAAACGCGCAACGUUCCGGUCUCAAUCAGAUUCCUAAUCGUCGUUUCACUUUAUGGUGGUCGCCUACGAUCAAUCGCGCCAACGUCUACGUCGGUUUCCAGGUGCAACUAGAUCUAACGGGAAUAUUUAUGCACGGCAAAAUACCAACUCUUAAGAUUUCGUUGAUUCAGAUAUUCCGCGCUCAUUUGUGGCAAAAAGUUCACGAAUCCAUUGUGAUGGAUCUCUGCCAAGUAUUCGAUCAAGAAUUGGACGCAUUGGAAAUUGAGACUGUUCAGAAAGAAACGAUUCAUCCUCGAAAAUCUUACAAGAUGAACUCAUCGUGCGCGGAUAUCUUGCUUUUCUCCGCCUACAAAUGGAACGUAUCUCGACCGUCGCUUCUUGCCGAUUCCAAAGAUGUGAUGGACAACACAACCACGCAGAAGUAUUGGAUUGACGUUCAGCUAAGAUGGGGCGACUACGACUCUCACGAUAUUGAGAGAUAUGCUCGCGCCAAGUUCCUGGAUUACACUACAGACAAUAUGUCUAUCUAUCCAUCACCCACCGGUCUUUUAAUAGCUAUAGAUUUGGCGUACAACUUGCACAGCGCCUAUGGCAAUUGGUUUCCCGGCUGCAAGCCGCUAAUACAGCAAGCUAUGGCGAAGAUUAUGAAGGCAAACCCCGCAUUGUAUGUCUUGCGUGAACGCAUCCGUAAAGCGUUGCAACUUUACUCAUCCGAACCUACGGAGCCUUAUCUCUCCUCACAGAACUACGGCGAACUCUUUUCCAAUCAGAUUAUUUGGUUCGUCGAUGAUACAAAUGUGUAUCGCGUGACGAUUCAUAAGACCUUUGAGGGUAACUUGACAACAAAACCGAUUAACGGUGCAAUCUUUAUUUUUAAUCCACGCACUGGACAACUCUUCUUAAAAAUUAUUCACACCUCUGUCUGGGCCGGACAGAAGCGUCUUGGUCAGCUAGCUAAAUGGAAAACUGCCGAAGAAGUUGCUGCUCUUAUUCGUUCGUUACCAGUGGAGGAACAGCCCAAGCAGAUAAUUGUUACUAGGAAGGGAAUGUUGGACCCAUUGGAAGUACACUUACUGGAUUUCCCCAACAUAGUUAUCAAAGGAUCCGAACUGCAAUUACCAUUCCAAGCAUGUCUUAAAGUAGAAAAGUUCGGCGACUUGAUUUUGAAAGCAACCGAGCCACAGAUGGUGCUUUUCAAUCUUUAUGACGACUGGCUUAAGACCAUUUCAUCUUACACUGCGUUUUCGAGGCUGAUUCUCAUUCUUCGCGCUCUACAUGUGAAUACUGAACGAACAAAAGUCGUGUUAAAGCCCGAUAAAACCACUAUAACCGAACCGCAUCAUAUAUGGCCGUCGCUGAGUGACGAUGAGUGGAUCAAAGUAGAGGUGCAGCUGAAAGAUUUAAUCCUCGCGGACUAUGGCAAAAAAAACAAUGUCAACGUCGCGUCACUCACUCAAUCUGAAAUUCGUGAUAUCAUUCUUGGCAUGGAGAUAAGCGCGCCAUCCGCGCAACGUCAACAAAUCGCCGAGAUUGAGAAGCAGACUAAGGAACAGAGCCAGCUCACUGCCACUACCACACGAACGGUCAACAAGCACGGCGACGAAAUUAUAACCGCGACUACGUCUAAUUAUGAGACGCAAACGUUCAGUUCAAAAACUGAAUGGCGAGUGCGAGCUAUCUCUGCGACCAAUCUUCAUCUUAGAACGAACCACAUCUAUGUCUCGUCUGACGAUAUCAAGGAAACUGGUUAUACCUAUAUUUUACCGAAGAACGUACUAAAGAAAUUUGUUACAAUCUCUGAUCUGCGAGCGCAGAUUGCCGGCUAUCUGUAUGGAAUCAGUCCGCCUGAUAAUCCUCAGGUAAAAGAAAUCAGGUGUAUUGUAAUGGCACCCCAAUGGGGAACUCAUCAAACGGUUCACUUGCCAAAUACAUUACCUAACCAUCAGUAUUUGAAGGAAAUGGAGCCGCUGGGUUGGAUACACACACAGCCCAAUGAGCUACCGCAACUCUCGCCACAAGAUAUAUCCACUCACGCCCGAAUCAUGGCGGAGAAUUCCAUUUGGGACGGUGAAAAAACCAUCGUCAUUACUUGCAGCUUUACACCUGGCUCCUGUUCUCUCACAGCGUAUAAGCUGACGCCAAGCGGUUUCGAAUGGGGCAAACAGAAUACGGACAAAGGCAACAAUCCGAAAGGUUAUCUACCCAGUCAUUAUGAAAAAGUACAGAUGCUUCUGUCCGAUCGUUUCCUGGGCUUUUUUAUGGUGCCUAGUCAAGGCUCGUGGAAUUACAAUUUUAUGGGAGUGAGACACGAUCCUAACAUGAAAUUUGAGUUGCAACUGGCAAACCCGAAAGAGUUUUAUCAUGAGGUGCAUAGACCGGCUCAUUUCCUCAAUUUCUCGAGCUUAGAAGAUGGCGAAGGAGUUGGGGCAGAUCGAGAAGAUAUGUUUGCGUAAAUUAAAAUCUUCAUUUAAUACUUUUAUAAUAGUUUUAAUUGACAAAUCGUAUCAAAACAAUACAAAAUGCAACGCAUAAGAUAUAUGUAGUAAUUCAAUUUAAGUUUUUUUGGUUUAUUAUGGCGUUAACUACUAACUAUAUAUAUACAAUAUCACGUACGUAGUGUGUGUAAAAUAUGUAUUAAGUUAUGUUUACUUAGCAACUUAAAAGCGUAGAAACCAUUUUGUUUUAAUUCUUUUACAUUCGAGAUAUUUUUCUCUGCAUAUGUGAUAAUAAUAUUUUUCUCUGUAUCAAAAGGUAAAUUUGUACAAAUCUUUAUGAUAUAUAAUAAUUGAUAUCUUAAUGAUAAAAAUUUGUCUUCUAAAAGCGAAAGAAUAAUAGAACAUUUAUUUGCAUUACAAUA